UGGUCUUUGGCAGGCGCCGAGGCUUGCCCUUGGCCAAGCUGGGCACCCAAAGCUUACACGGGCCGGGGCUGGGAGUUCCCACAUUCCCGCGCCGUUGGAUCCGGUGUCUUGGUACUGGUGACUGUGAGAAAAUGGAUGUGGUUCGUGUCAUGCAAAAAAUGUUGGCCCAGACCUUUCCCUACACUAGUUCGUCUGAUGUCUCUCCUACCACGUGUACAUCUCAGACCACCUUCGACAAAUCUCUCAAUUACUUUCGUCAUGAGCUGUUUAGAGUUGACUGGUAAGCACCGCGGCACCGCAAACUACUCUGUGCGUUGCAUAAGUUUGCUAGACAGAAAAUCUCUCAGUCGAGUUACACCAUGUCAGUUGGGGGCCUAUAUGCCGCCCUCUAAGGUAUCUUCCAGGUGGGCCUCCGAGAUUGCGAAAUCAACAUGGUUGAACUCGCCCCGGUUACAUCCCGCCGGUACAGAGUUGAGCCAAGGUAUCACUUUGCCCCUCUCUGCCUUCUUCGCUAAGUUCGCUUCGACAAUUCUCCAUUUCUCUGUCACGAUUUCCUGUUGCAAUCCGCACAGUCCCCCAUCGCUUCGACUGCUUUCCCCCGAUGAACCCGGUUGA
This is a messenger RNA of Colletotrichum tamarilloi, 615 nucleotides long. RefSeq lists its product as uncharacterized. The annotation marks the transcript as partial. Lineage: Eukaryota; Fungi; Ascomycota; Sordariomycetes; Glomerellales; Glomerellaceae. The record is from RefSeq and is a predicted model, not a curated record. The transcript has a single exon.